ACGAUUCCUCCGGACCAGGAGCUGCUGGUCUGGUACGGAAACUCUCACAACACCUUCCUGGGAAUUCCUGGAAUUCCAGGAGGAGACGAAGAACAGAGCAAGAAGAACAAGACCGACGACUUCCACACCUGCGACGGCUCCUCCUCCUCCUCCUCCUCCUCCUCCUCCUCUUCCUCCUCCUCCAGUCUGGGCCGCAUGCGCUGCGUCAUCUGUCACCGCGGCUUCAACUCGCGCAGCAACCUGCGCUCGCACAUGCGCAUUCACACGCUGGACAAACCCUUCGUCUGCCGCUUCUGCAACCGCCGCUUCAGCCAGUCGUCCACGCUGAGGAACCACGUCCGGCUGCACACCGGCGAGCGCCCCUACAAGUGCCACGUCUGCCAGUCCGCGUACUCGCAGCUGGCCGGCCUGCGGGCGCACCAGAAGAGCGCGCGCCACCGGCCCACCGGGGACACCGGCGCCGCGGGGGGAGGCGUGGUGGUGCACGCCGCCCACUCCCCGCCUCCUCACCCGCCGCAGCUGACCGCCAUGCCUCACCCGGCGUCUCUGGUGCACCACAUACCUACCAUGGUGCUGUGA
Messenger RNA from Plectropomus leopardus (leopard coralgrouper), 579 nucleotides. The record is from RefSeq and is a predicted model, not a curated record. NCBI's taxonomy places the organism in Eukaryota, Metazoa, Chordata, Actinopteri, Perciformes, Serranidae.